AUGAAAAUAAUUUAGAUAUUGAAUUUGUUGACUUAUGCUUUAUGUGCAACCUUCUCAAGUACAAGUCUAAGUGAUACUUUGCAUGAAAAUGGAUCAAUCUAUGGAUGGAGAGAAGAUGAAUAAAAACUAUUCAAAAAUUGGGUGUAAGAAUAUCAAAAAACAUAUAACAAUGAAUUCGAAAUGAUUUAUAGAAUGGAAGUUUUUGUGCAGAACUAUAGAUUAAUGAAGGUAUUUAACAGGUUAAUUGUAAUUUUAGCAUCAUAAUGAAUAAUUACCAAAAGAUGUAUGGGGAUUAAAUAUCUUCGCAGAUGAAACAUCUGAAGAGUUGAUGGAUAAGCUCUUUAUGAAGAAAGAUUUCGAUGAACAUUAUGAGACAUUUAAUGAAGAUGAUAUCAAUGCAAUUAAAAGUGAUGCUUUAUCUCAUAAUUCUUUUUUAUAAGCUGAUAAAACGGUGAAGGUUGUUAAAAAAGUAGUGAAAAAAUCAUCUACAACUUCUAAAGCAUAGAAAGCAACACCAAAGAAUCCUCCUAGCUUAGACUGGUUAAAAUAAGUAAUUUUCUUUUUAUUAAUUCUUAGGUUACAGAAGUUUAAUAAUAAGGAAGAUGUGGUAGUUGUUGGGCAUUCGCAGUUUAAGAUGUUGUAAUAAGUAGAUUGGCUAUUAAUAAUAAAAACAAACUUGAUUAAUUAUCAAAGACACAUUUAAUUGAUUGUGCUGAUGGAAAUACAGCAGGAUGUGAUGGAGGUUCAGUCAGUGAUGCAUUUGAUUUUAUCAACAAAUAUGGAACUGUUUAUGAAAAAGACUAUAGAGAAUAUGAUCAGAAAGAAGGUGAAUGUUCAAAACCAAAAGGAUCAAUUGGAUAUAAACAAUUUAAAUCUGUGGUAGGGUUAAGCAAAUUCACUAAUAAUGAAAUUGAAACUGCAAUGUAAACAGGUCCAGUUACAGCUCUUAUGUAUGCAGAUGAAUCCUGGCUAAGAUAUACAUCUGGAAUUAUUAAUACUUGUGGAUAUCCAAAAGUUUCUAAUUACUAACAUGUUGUUUCAUUUAUAGCAUAUGAUACUUAAACAUGGUUUGCAAAAAAUUCAUGGGGACAAAAAUGGGGAAUGAGUGGUUACUUUUCAGUGUAAAAAAAUGGGGAUGCUAAUUGCCUAGAUAAAAUAAAAAAAAUUACAUAUCCGAUUAUUUGA
This is a messenger RNA of Paramecium pentaurelia, 1185 nucleotides long. The record is from the annotation of a GenBank genome assembly. Lineage: Eukaryota; Ciliophora; Oligohymenophorea; Peniculida; Parameciidae.